ACUAACUAACGUUAGUGACGACCGAGAGAAGGUGAAAGACAGCUGAACAAUAAUAGUCCACUUGUUUGGUUUUACAAGUCAAUAAUGGCUGAAGACGAAGAUGAUUAUAUGUCUGAUGCCUUUCUCAGUCAAAUGUUCUCUCUGUGUCCAUCUCCCUGGCAGACCAGAUGUGAAGCCCGGUAUCCCGAUGGUGAAGCGUGUGAAGGAGGCCCUGAGGAAAGAGGUUCUUCACAAGGAGAAGAACGUUAAGAACCGCCAGAAGACUAUUAAAGAGUUGGAGCAGGAGAGUAGAGAGAUGGCACAGCACAGCACCAUCAGCAACCAGAACAAGGGCUUUGCUCUGCUGCAGAAGAUGGGCUACAAAGCUGGACAAGGCCUGGGGAAGCAGGGGGCGGGAAGAGUCGAACCUAUUCCACUAAAUAUCAAAACAGACAGAGGGGGCAUCGGCAUGGAGGGAGUGAAGAAGAGGAAAGCGGAGGAGGAACUUGAACAUUACCGUCAGAAAGCCCGGGCCAAACAACAGAAUGAGAAACAGUCCCUGGAGGACUUCAGAGUGAGGAUGAGGACAGAGAGGGAAGAGCAAAAGAUUGAAGGGGACCUCAGGAGGAGUCAGAAAGCCUGUGAGCAGCUGGACAGUCAGAAGGGUGUCCCGGUACCCAGAGAAGACUGGUACUGGCCUAAACUGGUUGUUGAGGAGGAGGAGGAGGAGGAAGAGGAAGACAAGGUGGUGGAGGAGGAGGAGGAGGAGGAGAAAGAAGACAAGGUGGAGGAGGAGGAUGAGUUAACUUCACUGGACAAGCUACAAAUUCUGACAUCAUAUUUAAGAGGGGUCCAUUUUUACUGCAUAUGGUGUGGGACCGCUUACAAUGAUGAGGAGGAUCUGUGUUCUAAUUGUCCUGGAYACWCAGCUGCAGAUCACGAUGACUGACCCGCUGCUGAAUAAUCUACAGGAGAGACUGGAGGCAUCGGCCAGUCGGAUUCAUUAACAUAUGGGGGAUUAUGAAUGGGAUCAGAAGCUGUGUGUAUGAAGCGUUUCUGUAGGAGUACUGAUUUGGAUUUUUCUCUUUAGAUCACAAUGAAUAAGGUUACAUGAACAGGGGGGGGGGACUGAUCCUAGAUCAACAUUCCUAUUCUGAGCCGGUUGAUACAUAUAACAUCUGCCCCUGUAUGAUAUAUAGGUGAGUUUUGACCUAUAACGUGUGAAUUUGUAUUAUUUAUAAUGUAGACAGGACAUUUGAUGUGUUUUCUUCCUGAACAUGUUUUUUGUUUAAUAAAUGAAAAACACUUUUUUUUAUAUGAUUCAGAAACCAUGAAUUAAAAGGUUAUUUAGAUUAUAA
This is a messenger RNA of Salvelinus sp. IW2-2015, 1337 nucleotides long. It is a transcript of the gene gpatch11, whose product is annotated as G patch domain containing 11. Lineage: Eukaryota; Metazoa; Chordata; Actinopteri; Salmoniformes; Salmonidae. The record is from RefSeq and is a predicted model, not a curated record. Gene Ontology annotation, molecular function: nucleic acid binding. Gene Ontology annotation, cellular component: kinetochore.